AACAACGCGGGUUGCUAUUGGUAGGAUCCAGCACUUACCCCAAUGGCGUGACACCUUGCUCAAAAUUCGGCCCGCCUCAGCACGCCAUCUUACUGCUAGUUAGCCUGACCGCUGAGCUGUAUUUUUUCUGAGUGGCAGUGAACCAGCCAUGCCGCAUUAUCAGACCUGGGAGGAAUUUACCCGCGCGGCCGAGAAACUGUAUAUGUCCGACCCUAUGAAGGUCCGUGUGGUACUCAAAUAUCGACACUGUGAUGGGAAUUUGUGCAUCAAAGUAACAGACGAUAUAGUUUGUCUACUCUACAGGACAGACCAGGCUCAAGAUGUAAAGAAGAUUGAGAAAUUCCACAGUCAACUAAUGCGACUCAUGGUAGCCAAAGAAUCCCGCAGUGUUGCCAUGGAAACAGACUGAAUAGCUGGAAAUAAAAUGAAUGCUCCAGUCAUAUUUCACAGAAGGAAAAUAUCACUUGAUAUAGGGCAGAUUUUUUGACAGAAGUGUGGUGGCAUCAAGUGGAUUAUUUAAAAUCUAAAGUGGGUUUUGUAAGGAUUUUCAGGCUCCACUUUGGAGUGGUGAGGAAACUAUGCUUUCAUUAGAAAGCCUCUAUUUAUUUUUUUUAAUUUGAGCAAAAGAGUAUAUCCUCUUUUGGAAAUACUAAAGGUUAAAAUAUGUUAGACUAGAUUUGUAUACUUCCUUUUGUAAAUCUUCAACACUCUGUCUGAAAAUAAGAGGAAACAAGUGUGGUCCUUCUCUGAGAGGACUGCAACAUGGCUAUAAAAGAGGGAUUUCUUAUUGUUCUUGUUAAAUUUUUAUGUUGCUUUGUUGGCUAAAGUGAGGAGGACAGUGAAUUAUUAAUGUAGAAACUGGAUGUAAUAAACCUUUAUAUAUGGGUAUAUUGAGUUAGCAAUAGCAUCUUACAGAAAAUGGAUUAAAAUUGCCAAAAUGUACAGUUGGCAAUAAAACUACUCUCACUUGAUUCAAAACUGAUACUGGCCUGAACAUCAUCAAUAUAUAUUGCCUAUUCAAUAGUCACAUAACAUUUGAUAAGGAAUAUCUCCUGUUAAUGACAGGCAAGUGUUUACAGUAACAGAUUCAGUACUAUUUGGAAUGUGUUAUUCUGGUUUUCCCAGUGUAUUUUGAUGCAGCUAAGACAUCUGUAAAAGUUUUUUAAAUGCCCUAUACUAUAUUGUCUUCAUCUUUUAAGCUUUACAUAUUUCUUGUGGUAAAGAUACUAUAAUCACCAAACACUACUCUGAGUGGUAUUAGAUACUGUUAAAUACAAGAGUCAGAGAGGGAAAACUCAACAACUACAUAAGUUGUCAUUUAUAAAGUGGUGUAUGUACUUAGUGUCAAAUCAAAACUGUCUUCAUUAUACCUCUUCACCAAGAAACUGGUCCUUCAAUAUUGUCAAAAUAUGGUAAAGAAACCAUUACUUACGCAGAUGGUGUUGAGAUUAGUAUACUUCUUACAGCAUAAUCAAUUGUCUUAUGUCACUUGAGAUGCUGAUAUGAGAUCAGCAGAAUAAAAGACUUGCCAUUA
Messenger RNA from Rhineura floridana, 1534 nucleotides. RefSeq names its product signal recognition particle 9 (gene SRP9). The transcript is spliced from 3 exons. Gene Ontology annotation, molecular function: 7S RNA binding. The record is from RefSeq and is a predicted model, not a curated record. Gene Ontology annotation, cellular component: signal recognition particle, endoplasmic reticulum targeting. Bases 149 to 409 code for a protein of 86 amino acids. NCBI's taxonomy places the organism in Eukaryota, Metazoa, Chordata, Lepidosauria, Squamata, Rhineuridae. Gene Ontology annotation, biological process: SRP-dependent cotranslational protein targeting to membrane; negative regulation of translational elongation.